Molecule: messenger RNA, 2634 nt
Organism: Erythranthe guttata (spotted monkey flower)
Lineage: Eukaryota; Viridiplantae; Streptophyta; Magnoliopsida; Lamiales; Phrymaceae
Source: RefSeq, a predicted model, not a curated record
UUUAAACUAAAUGAUCGUCGUUCUAACAAAUCAACGAUCAAGUAGAGUAAAUGUUGGUUGAAAUCAAAUUUCGACGAUUAUUUGGGUAAUUUAUCGUUUUUUUGGGCAAGGGUAAAAGUGUCAUUUAUUGAAUUUGUGUUAAAAGUGUCAUUUAUUAAACUUAAAAAGGGGAGGUUUUGUAAUUGUUUGAACUUUUAGCUCCAUGUAUAAUUAGACUUUAUUUCAGGGAGCAUAGUGCAAUUUACUAUGCAAUUAGAACAGAAUGAAAUAUCCUCCCAAAUUCAUAUCGGCAUAAAGAGGAAAACAGGAGAAAAUCCGGUCGUAAAUUAGAGCAGAAUUCCGAUUACCCACAAAUUGUUCUUCGAAUUGGGUCUCUCGCGAAGCAUAAUUCUUUCGCCAUUUGAAUAUUUGAGGUAUAUACUCCGCCCAAUCUGAGUCACACCCUAAUUUCGUUUGAUAUUUGUUAGUUUUCUUCCGUUUGUUUUCAUUUCAUUUUUCUUCUGAUUUUUGUAGAACUAUACCUUCCCCAUUUCUGUAGUAAUCCUCAAAACAUUGAUCUUAUUCUCAUCAGAUUUGUAAUUUUUUUUUAUCACUUUUUCGAUUUCAAUUCUUUCCUUGUUCAGCCGACUCAAUUUUCGCUCGUCGAUCUAGGGUUUGAGUUAUUAUCCUUUCUGCUAUUUGAGGGUGUGAUUGAAUCGGGUUUAUCGUUAAGUCGUGGGUUUUGUCAAUCAAUUUUUGACUUGGGUGAUAGUUCAGAAGUUUGAAAUAAAAAGGUCGAUUCCAGAAUUUUUUUGGGGGGUCGAAUUUGUAAUUAAGUUUAGGGUGAAACAUUUUAUGGAAUUUGAAUGCCAAAGGGAUACAAAAAUCGUAUCAAAAGACACCUCAACAAAUUGCUUCGAUAAUCCCCAAACACAGAAAGUAGAGCCAGAUCAACUUCUUCUGUCCAACAAUAGAAAAAUCGAAUCUUUGGAUGCGAACAACCUCAAAAGUGCAUUAAAAUCAAAUGGCAAACUGGGGAUCCAUUUCAUCGAGCCUCUGCCCAAUCACAGCAGGUCAUUUACCGAUCUCCCUCCUGCUUUGGUAUCCGAAAUCCUCAAUUUCCUCGACCCAAAAGAACUCGGAAUUGUAUCUUGCGUCAGUACAUCUCUGUACAGGCUAGCCUCCGAGCACCAUGUGUGGAAGGAGUUCUACUUUGAAAGGUGGGGCCAUCCAGCAACUUCAGUCAGUUUGGAGCCAGACUGUUCGAACGAGAAAUCAUGGAAGGAACUUUUCGUCGAGAGGGAGUUUCGAAGCAAGACAUACAUGGGCCGUUACAGCAUCGACACAAUGUAUGGCCACAAAGAAGCUGUUAGAACAGUCUUCGUCUUAGUUUCAAAGAAGCUAGUCUUCACCUCAGGGUAUGAUCAAAUAGUAAGAAUGUGGGACAUGGAAGAAGGUUUGUCAAUUGCAUAUUCCAAACCCCUCGGUUGCACCAUUCGUGCUGUUGCAGCCGAUUCGAGGCUUUUGGUAGCUGGUGGUACAGGUGGAUUCAUACACGGUUGGAAAGUCAAUGAUCAAAACCCACACUUGUUUGACUUACGGUCCCCACAGAAUCUUGAUACAGAAUUCCGACUAUGGGAGCAUGUGGGGCCCAUCACUUGCCUCGCGUUGGAUUUUACUAAGAUGUACAGUGGCUCUUGGGAUAUGACCAUACGCGUUUGGGAUCGUUCGUCUUUGAAAUGUCUGAACGUGCUGUUGCAUAACGAUUGGGUGUGGAGCCUUGUUCCUCACGACACUACUGUAGGGAGCACCGCAGGUAAUUGUGUCUACAUUUGGGAAACUAAUAGCGGGUGCCAGCUGGCGGUCACGGGCAAUGCUCGUACAGGCAAUGUGUAUUCUUUGGCAAGAAGCCACACGGGGAAACUUUUGUUCACCGGAGGUGAAGAUGGUUCUAUACACAUGUUCGAGAUCAACCGUAAUUCGAAGUGCAGUGUAAGAAAGACAGCAACUUGGGUACCUCAUAGCGGGCCCGUUUACUCUCUCGCGUUCGAGUUCCCUUGGCUUGUUUCGGCUUCGAGCGAUGGGAAGAUUUCGCUUAUUGAUGUCAGAGAGUUGUUGAAGACCAAGAAACAUUCUUCUUGUUCUUCAUCCAAGAAUGUGGAGGCCCCACAGAGAAUGUUGCACGGGUUUAAAUGCAAUUUGUUCUCGGUCGGGAUCGGUUUCGAUCGAAUUGUUUGUGCGGGUGAAGAAGGUGUUGUGAGAAUAUGGAACUUUUCGCAAGCUCUGGAUAUUGAACAGAGGGUCAGAGCUUUGAGGGGUAAAAGGGUCGAAAAUAGAAUGAGGCGGCGUAAGAUUCAAGCGGAGACGAGUGUUAGAGGUGGGCAGGAAGCGCAGUGUUCGGUUGCUGCAAAGAAGGAUCAAGAUAAGAACGGGUGGCAUAGCAAGCGUAGAGUAAGUGGGAAGCUAAAAGCUUAACUGUAGAUUGUGUUUUUUUUUGACACUGUUAUUUUAGUGUUAAUCAAUUAGUAAUGAUGUAUGGAAAUAUGAUGUUAAUCAAUUGUUUUACUGAAAUAUUUUUCGAUUUUCGUUUUUGCUCGAUUAUGGUGCCUUGAAAAAGUCAAAUACAUUUGAAAAUACGUUUGGUUGGACUCGAUU